AUGGAAGGAUUCUACUCUGCUCCAUCAUCUCCAGAACCAGAACAUUACUGGGACGCUGCAACAUCAUUAGAUCAGGAGUUGAGCUCGAGCGAGGAUGCUGAAAAUGAGGCUAAUGAGACCCUAAAAGGUGAUUGGUCAGCUGCUAAGGAUGUACUUGAUAAAUAUCCAGAUGCCAUUACAUAUCCCAUAACAAGACACAAGGAUACAGUUCUUCACAUCGCGGCUGCAGCAAAGCGCACCGAUUUUGUACUAGAAUUGGUAAAAUUGAUGAAUCCAAGCGACUUAGAAAUAAAAAAUAAACAAAACCAUACAGCCAUUUGCUUCGCUACUGCAUCAGGAAUCGUGGCAAUUGCGGAGGAGAUGGUGAAUAAGAACAAUGAACUGCCGCUGAUUCGUGUUAGUAAUGGAUCAAUCACGCCGCUUUACAUGGCAGCUUUGCAAGGACGUAGAAACAUGGUGGCUUGUCUAUACUCUGUCACUGCUUUUGAACGUUUGACUCCUCUUGAACGCAUUGACAUCCCGGUUGCUUCUAUUUCCAGUGAUUUGUAUGAUAUAGCAUUAAAAAUUCUGAAAAGAGAUCCAGCAUUGGCAACAAUGGAGAAUACAUAUGGGAAGAUAGCAUUGCAGGAGCUAGCCAAAAAACCUUAUGCAAUCGGCAGCAAAAAUCAGCUAUCCGUCUUGGAAAGAUGCUUAAACUCCUGGCCCUUCCGAGGGAUCUACAGCAAAGCUUUGAUGCAUACAAUAGCCCAUCAAUUAGUUGAUCUACUCUGGGAAAACUUUCGACAAUUGCCAAAGAGAGACUUCAGAAAGCUGGUUCAUGACCAUUCCUCUUUUCUUUUUGAUGGUGCAAGAUCAGGGAAUGUUGAGUUUCUAAUUAUACUUAUACGCUUCUAUCCUAAUCUCAUAUGGAGCGUAGACCAGAAUAAACGUAGUAUAUUUCACCUUGCUAUUAAAUAUCGGCAAGAGAAUGUAUUCAAUCUAAUAUAUGAGCUAGGUGCUAUCAAGGAUAUCAUCGCACUCUACACUGACCAAAACAAUAACAACAUGCUGCACUUAGCCGCGGAAAUAGCUCCUGAUAUUCCAAACCGAUUAAAUAUCGUAUCAGGAGCAGCACUUAACAUGCAACGAGAGCUAUUGUGGUUUAAGGAGAUAGAAACCAUUGUGCAAUCUUCAUACACGAAGAAGGUGAAUUUAGAUCUAAACAAGAAUCCCAGGGAGUUAUUUACAAUCACACAUGAACAUUUACAGAAGGAAGGUGAAAAGUGGAUGAAGGACACAGCAAACUAUGGCAUGCUUGUGGCGGCACUGAUUGCCACGCACUACAACACAAUUGCUUUUUAG
This is a messenger RNA of Juglans microcarpa x Juglans regia, 1341 nucleotides long. RefSeq lists its product as uncharacterized. The record is from RefSeq and is a predicted model, not a curated record. Bases 1 to 1341 code for a protein of 446 amino acids. NCBI's taxonomy places the organism in Eukaryota, Viridiplantae, Streptophyta, Magnoliopsida, Fagales, Juglandaceae. The transcript has 5 exons. Gene Ontology annotation, molecular function: protein binding.